AUGGUUGGAUUGAUAUUCCUGUUUGCGUUUUCUGCCUUUAUAUUGAUCUUGAGAUUCACGGAUCGAUAUAAAAAGCAGGUGCCAGGUCGUAUACAAGCUGAGCGAAAGGUGGUGCGAGGGAACACAAGAGAACUGUCGCGCAAAGUACCAAAGCGAUCGGCCAACCCAGGAUCCGAUUGCAACGCAACCGAUGCGAUGACCCAUAUCGCAUCACUUCCUAUCCCGGAACUCCCUGCUGGCACCCAACCACUCUAUCUUGCCGAAGGUGGUGCAAACAUAGUUUACAGGUAUACCAUUCCUGGCGAAAUAUCUCCUGUUGGAGUGAUGAGUCCUGGAGAGCUGCAGCAGAAGUCUAGAAAAUUACUGCGGCUGCGGAAAGAGAUCGAUUCUGGUACCCCUUACGAGGAUACUUUGAAGAAUUUCAAUAGCUGCAUCAGACCCAUGUUUAUGAGCGACGAACUGGUUGACCUGGAACUUGUCAGAUUACCCAAAGGAUUCAUUGCAUCUUGCAACGAGCAGCUCCGUGCGUUCGAAUCUCGCAAUGCACGACCAAAAGGACGCACGGGGGUACACCUAUCUACCACGGAACCAUUUGGGCUUCUGAUCACGGAUAUGACCCCCGCCCCAGGGUCGGGUGACUGCCUAUGGGAGUUCAAACCAAAGUGGCUGCUGCAGUCACCAUCAGCACCGCCUGAUGCAAAGCGAUGCAGAACUUGUGCAUUACGCGAGAUGAAAAACUGUAGGGCACGGAAAGCCGGCAAGCCGGAGAAACUUUCGUUCUGCCCCCUUGAUCUAGUAUCAGAUAACUUCGACGAUGUACUCCGUGCAACAAGGUUCAUGCGGGGCGAUCACGGAUGGGACCGUGUCGCCAGGUGUAUACACCGAAACAACACCUUGUUAAAACUGCAAGCCUGCCAGCGAGACAAGAAUGCCGUGGGCCUCCAUGCUCAACAGGCGCAUUUCCGUGAACGCGCAAUUUCCAUGACUUUGAGGGAUUGCACCAUGUUCAUUAGGGUUCCACAAAACGAAGAUAAACCACUCGAGGUGCGUCUGGGCGACCUUGAUUUUAAGAGCGGAAUUGGCGGCAAACUGGAGUAUUGGCGAGAAACGGAAAUUCGACUCAUUGAAGAAGGGUGGUACAGUGGCAAUCGGAAGGACCAGGGAUUCAGCGAAUGUGCAUUGCAAGGGCCUCGGGGCGACUUGCGCCAGUCCGCAGAAGCUGCGUUUUAA
This is a messenger RNA of Paracoccidioides brasiliensis Pb18, 1230 nucleotides long. RefSeq lists its product as uncharacterized. Gene Ontology annotation, molecular function: ATP binding; inositol-1,3,4,5,6-pentakisphosphate 2-kinase activity. Bases 1 to 1230 code for a protein of 409 amino acids. Gene Ontology annotation, biological process: inositol phosphate biosynthetic process. Gene Ontology annotation, cellular component: nucleus. The transcript has 2 exons. The record is from RefSeq and is a predicted model, not a curated record.